Messenger RNA from Patella vulgata (common limpet), 4428 nucleotides. Its product is annotated as ABC-type oligopeptide transporter ABCB9. The record is from RefSeq and is a predicted model, not a curated record. Gene Ontology annotation, cellular component: lysosomal membrane. The coding region runs from base 403 to 2394 and encodes 663 amino acids. Gene Ontology annotation, molecular function: ATP hydrolysis activity; ABC-type oligopeptide transporter activity; ATP binding. Gene Ontology annotation, biological process: transmembrane transport; peptide transport. Lineage: Eukaryota; Metazoa; Mollusca; Gastropoda; Patellidae. The transcript has 12 exons.
CUUUUUGUGUCCAUACUAGCGUUAAUUUACAAGACAAGCAAUUUUAAUGUUAUGGUUUACUAUCACUCAGUUACGUCAGUAUCAUAAUCAUAAUAGAUCUUGUUGAAGUAAUCCAGUGUGACUUAUUGAAGAUGUCGGAUGGAUUAGUAAAUAACUGAACAAUAAAUGAAACAGCGACAUUGAAUAAAAGAAGUGUCCGAGAGACUACAUAUUAAAAUGAUGUGCUGAGCCUGCAGUCGAGCCACUAGAAUAAAUCAUUAAAUAUUAAUGAUUAGCAUACUGUGACCAUCUGUAACUUGUAAGUGAGCAAUUAAGAGUGCUGUGAUAGUUUCAAACUGUGAUAAAAACCCAAAUUUACAUAUUGAAGUUGAGGAUUUGAGUUUACAAUAGGCUACAGACAGUAUGCAUAAAUUAAUAGGGAUAUUUUUGUGUUUGUUUUUAAGUGUAGUCGAUAUAAUCACAACAACUUUAAUCUUUGCUCACAAGUUAGAUUUUAGACAUGAAUUCCUGUAUGGUUUCUAUAGCUACAGGUUCCAGGAAUCAAUGGUUGAUGUAUGGUGCCUGUGUUUACUGAGAUUCUGUAUUUCAGUAGGAGGAAUUCUGUCUGUUGUAUUUAAUAUUCAAGAUUCCGUACCACGGAUAAAAAUUGGUGCUAAUUAUGUUUAUUUAAUCUCACUACUGUUCUGUAUGUGUAUUAUUAUAAAACUGCUAGGAUUAGCUGAUGACAAAGCUAAUUUGCAUAAUGGGUGGAUGUGGGGGUUACUCGGAUUCUCUAUAUGUGCGUCUAUUAGUUUAUCAAUACAAUGGCAUAUAAUGUCAAAAAUAUCAUUUACUCCUCUCGUCCUCUCGAUAAACUCUGAUGAAGCUGAACCUUUAUUGGUAGACAGAACAGACAGUAAACAGAAGGAUGAGGACAGUGAGGAAAAGAUUGAUCGUUCCAGUGUGUUUCGUUUGUUUUCAUUUUCUAAACCUGACUGGAUGUACAUAUCAUGUGCUUUCACAUUUCUGUUGAUUUCAUCAACUGGUAAAAUAUUUUUACCAUAUUAUACCGGUGAAGUUAUUAAUGGAAUUGCGAUAGAAAAAUCUAAGUCUAAAUUUACAGAUGCUUUAAUAACGAUGUCUCUAAUAUCAAUAGCCAGUGCUGUAGCAUCGGGUCUAAGAGGAGGGUUUUUUAGUACAGCUAUGGCUCGAUUAAGUAACCGAAUCAGAAAUUUACUUUUUUCAUCUAUUUUAAAACAAGAAAUAGGAUUUUUUGAUACCAUUAGGACAGGUGAUGUAGUUUCACGUCUAACAUCAGAUACAGCUACUAUGAGUGAUACACUUUCUUUAAACAUGAAUGUCUUUUUGAGAAGUUUUAUUACAGCUAUUGGUGUGAUUGUGUUUAUGUUUAGGAUAUCAUGGAGAAUGUCGCUAGUAACAUUUGCCGGGCUACCAAUAAUAUUUGUUGUAUCUAAAAUUUACGGAAAUUAUUAUGAAAAAUUAUCUGAGCAAGUGCAAGACAGUUUAGCGAAAGCUAAUAAUGUAGCUGAAGAGGCAUGUUCCACAAUGAGAACUGUUCGUAGUUUUGCUAAUGAGUUGGGUGAAAUAGCUCGGUAUUAUAAAGCGUUAAUGGUUACCUAUAAGUUAGAUGUAAAGUUAGCUAUGAUCUAUGGUGGUUAUAGUAUAUGUAACCAGUUAUUUGAGUUAGCGUUAACAGUUAGUACAUUGUAUUAUGGUGGACAUCUGGUAAUAAAAGGACAAUUGUCAGGAGGAAAUCUUGUAUCAUUUAUAUUAUAUCAAAUACAACUAGGUGAUAGUUUAGACGAUAUGGCUGAUGUGUAUACAGGUUUAAUGCAAUCAUUAGGGGCUUCACAUAAAGUAUUUCAAUAUAUAGAUAGAAUACCUAAUAUUAAUCUUACUGAUGGUGGUUAUAAGCCUCUAACAUUAGAUGGAAAAAUAGAAUUUAAAGAUGUCAGCUUUUCCUAUCCUAGUAGAGCUGAUUGUAAAGUUUUAAAGAAUGUAUCAUUUACUGUAGAACCAGGAGAAGUUGUAGCUCUAGUGGGACCAAGUGGUGGGGGUAAAUCAUCUAUAGUUAAUCUACUUCAACAUUUUUAUGAACCACAAUCAGGAGAAGUGUUACUGGAUGGAGUUAAAUUAAAUGAUUAUAGUCAUGAUUAUUUACAUAGAAAGCUUGCCAUGGUAGGUCAGGAACCAGUUUUAUAUGCCAGAACAAUAGGAGAAAACAUAGCAUACGGGUUAGAAGAUGAAUUCACGCAAAAUGACAUAGAGCAUGCAGCCAUAUUAGCCAAUGCCCAUGAUUUUAUAUCAAAAAUGACAAAAACCUAUGAAACAGAGACUGGAGAAAAGGGACUACAGAUAUCCGGAGGUCAAAAACAACGAAUAGCCAUAGCUUGAGCGUUAAUACGCAAUCCUGUAGUUUUAGUUUUAGAUGAAGCAACAAGUGCUCUUGAUUCAGAAUCAGAACAUGUGGUACAACAAGCUAUUUAUGAUAAUGUUAAAGGACGGACUGUUAUAAUUAUAGCUCAUCGUCUGAGUACAGUAGAGGCAGCCAAUAGAAUCUUAGUUAUAAAUCAUGGGGAAGUUGUAGAACAAGGUCGUCACCAGGAAUUAUUACAUCGUGGUGGAAUGUAUGCAAAUCUUGUUAAAAGACAAUUAAACACAAUAACUGAUGUUCAAAUAAACAACACCCCACAAAUUGUGGUACCAGAAGUGAAAACCAAAUAUGGAAGUACUGAAUCACAUAAAUCUUUAUCCAAAUAUGGAAGUGUUGAAUCACAUAAAUCUUUAUCCAAAUAUGAAAGUUUUUAAUCACAUAAAUCUUUAUUUAUAUAUAAAUACAUGAUUAUAUUUUGUUGAAAUAUAUGUGUCAUGGUUUGAUUUGCCACCUUAUAAUUGAAUGUUGAAAUGUAUGUGUUCUCUGAGGAGAAUCUUUGUAUUGUUUCUUAAAACAUAAGUGAGAGUUACAUAUAUAUAAAUCAAACAUUUUAGUAUAAAAGUGUGUUCGCCUGUCAUCUUAUCAACUUUACAUCUAAUAAUAUGUCUUGUUCAGGUAGAUGUUCUUAUUAUCUCACGCUGAACGAAGAUAUUCAUGUUUUCUUCCCUAGAAAAUAUUAAUGUCAAGUCAUAUAGAGUAUGGUAAUGACACUAUCUAGCACAUCACGAUUUUAUUUUUAUACGCCCACAUUUUCAUGUAUAUUGUCACAAUUCUUAUCCGAUUUUGACGAAACUUGAAAUAUAGGUUUAUUUUCAAAAGAUCUCAAUUUUGUUUUGAUAUUGGCAUGUAUCGGAUCGAAACUUCAUGGAUUAUGGCCCCUGUUUGUACCGUUACACCAUAAUGACGGUUGAGUUUGAAUUUUGUGAAAAUUGGACCAAAACUGCCGGACAAAAUGGCCGCCCCUCGUAUGCAAAUAGUGUAAAAAUAUGGUAUAUCAAAGUUGUGGAUCCUCUAGAGGCCACAAUUUUGAUCCGCUUUUGAUGAAACUUUAAAUUUAUGUUUAAAUCACAAAGACCUUGGUUUCUUUCGAUAAUCGCCUAUAUCCGAACAUAACUUCCUGGAUUUUGGCUUGUGGUCCAGCUAGAAGUCACAAUUUGUAUUCAAUUUUAAAAAACGUUUAAAUAUAUCAACGUUACACAUCAGUAAAGGUUGAGUUCAAAUUUCAUAAAAAUCUCACCGAAAUUACCAGACAAAAUAGUCGCUCCUUGUACAUACAUAGUGUAAAAGUAUGUAAUACCAAGAUUGUGGACACUCUAGAAGUCACAAUUUUUAUCCGAUUUUGAUGAAACUUGCAAUGUAUGUUUAUAAUCCAAAGAGCUUGGUUUCUUUCGAUAUUUGCACAGAUCAGACCGUAGCUUCCUGGCUUAUGGCCCCUAAUUGUACGAAAAAUCACAUUUUUAGCUCUUGUGGACCCUCUAGAGGUCACAAUUUUUAUCCGAUUUUAAAAAAAUGUUUAAAUGUAUCACUGUUACACCCUAUGUAUGUAAUACGAAGGUUGUGGACCCUAUAGAGGUCACAACUUUAGUCCAAUUCUGAUAAAACUUAAAAUAUAUAUUUAUAUCCCAAAGAUCUCAAUCCCUUUUGAUAUUCACGCAUUUCAGGCAAUAACUUAGCUUGUUUUCUAUCCAUCUCUUGCUAAAUGUGGGCGUAUCUUGCCUGGCAACCGUUGUUUUUUUUUUUUUAAGCAGAACUAGAAAGUAUGUUGGUCAGAGAGGAAUAUAUAUCAUGUUAUUUUAUGAGUUAUUUAGUCAUUUUAUUUGGUGUUUUAGAAUUAAAUGUACAAUUCAAUGCCAACAUUUUCGUUUUUCAAAUUGUUAGACUAUACACCUCUAUAUACUGGUAAUGUGAUAUGAAUGUACUUAUGAAUAGAUUUUAUUUUACAAACCAUGCAGUUAAUCGAAUAAUAGCAAGAGCAAAUAAAUAAUUGCCAUUGA